Molecule: messenger RNA, 1818 nt
Organism: Penicillium angulare
Lineage: Eukaryota; Fungi; Ascomycota; Eurotiomycetes; Eurotiales; Aspergillaceae
Product: Zn(II)2Cys6 transcription factor
Exons: 1
Coding region: 1-1818 (605 amino acids)
Biological process (GO): positive regulation of transcription by RNA polymerase II
Cellular component (GO): nucleus
Molecular function (GO): transcription cis-regulatory region binding; zinc ion binding; DNA-binding transcription factor activity, RNA polymerase II-specific
Source: RefSeq, a predicted model, not a curated record
AUGAGUGGGCCUUCGAGACCUCACACAGGCUGUUGGACCUGCCGCCUGCGCCGAAAAAGAUGUGACGGCGCACUUCCUCAAUGUCAAAACUGUACAGGACUGGAUAUCACCUGUGACCGCUCUCCAACACGGCCAAUAUGGAUGGAUGGUGGACUGCGAGAGAAAGAGAAGACCGAGGCGAUAAAGCAGCAGAUCAAAGAUGGUGCAGUUGGCAGACGACAGAGACCAGGGAGAGAUCAAGCGGCAUCAAGCGGCAACUCCUCGACUUUCAUUGUCACAUCCCAAAAUGAUUUUGUCAAUGCAAGCUCCAAUGGCGAAUCUCCUCCAUCGUAUUCCCAAGUCUUCCUUUCAGCGCCAUCUACAAAUACAGGACCCAGUCAAUCGACUAUGGAAGAGAGAGUUGAUAUCACCAGACAUCUUAUGGAUGGGAGCUUGGUACCUUCUUCUACGGCAAUUGAACCACCAGACACUGCUGCUGAUGCAUGGGAACUUGAUUUCGUCAUGAUAUACAUGGAUCACGUCUUUCCAUACCUAUUUCCUUUUUACCAGCCCCCUUUAGUAGGAACAAGUCGCGCCUGGUUACUAUCAUUCGUGAAGCAAAAUGCCUCAGUCUAUCAUUCUGUCCUCAGUCUGAGCUCCUUCUUCUUCACCGUGGGCCACAAGGAGGUCUUUCAAGAUCGGCUUCAGUUGUGCCGCUGGACACUGUGGGACCAAGUAUCCAAGCGAGCUAAACUGUCAUUUGAAAUGAUACGCAAGGAUAUCGCCCUGCUGAACAAUCGUGACAACCCCCCUAGCUUGUUGCAAAAGGCACAGACGAUGGAGACGGUCGUUCAGAUGCUAAUAUUCGAUCAGUUUAUCGGCGGGUCUGACUGGAAUGUUCAUCUUACCAUAGCUAUAGAUCUGUUUGAAAACAUCUUUUAUGAAUCUUUUGCACGCGAUCCAAACAGCCCAGGCAUUGAAUGUAUAUUGAAACGAAUGAGCCUACCGGGACCCCGAGUGGUUGCGACUGAAAAACUUCUUUGGAAUGGCUAUCAAGCGGCGUUUCGAUUUUUCACGGCAAUUCUCAUACAAUUUGAUAUUAUGGCUAGUACCACUUUUGGGGGUCCGCCUCGACUACAUGAGAUUCAUUCAAAUAUACUAGGGGAUCUCCCGUUACAUGAGAUCGGAACUCCCCUGAAUCUAGCACAUUUCAUCGGCUGUGACAAUUGGGUGCUCCGUACAAUUGGAGAUAUAGCAACUCUGGACGCAUGGAAAAAGGAAAUGGAGCGAAAUCAGACGCUUUCCCAGCUGGAGCUUAUGGAGCGCUCCAAAGAACUUUUUACAACACUGCAGCAAGGUCUUGAUUCCACUGUCUCAAGUCAAUCACAUAUUAGGCCAACGGAUACCAAUUCCUGGCAUCUACAGCCAUUCUUUCGCUCGAAAUUUCAGCUUACAGAUCAUGGCCUGGGAGAGAAAUCAAAUCUGAUAUGGAUAUACGCGGCCCGAAUCUAUUUAUCUGUGAUAUCAUUCGGGUGGAAUCCACAUGAUCUACAGAUACAAAAUGAUGUGUCAGAAGCAACUGCAUUGCUGAAAAUUAUCGAAUCUCCAGCGCAGCUACAUACACUUCCAUGGCCUAUAUGCGUUAUUGGGUGUAUUGCGGGAACGCGCCCAGAGCAGGAAAUUAUCGAUUCUAUCAUUGGAAAGGCAGAUGAGUCACAGUUGAUGAACUCUGUUCGUGAAGCUGGGCGAAUUAUAAAGGAAGUGAGAGCAUCUGGUGUUUCCCAUCGAGAUAUUGCUUCUUGCCUUAAUGUCUUCGGUAAACCGAUGCUCUUAGUAUAA